Messenger RNA from Salpingoeca rosetta, 2199 nucleotides. RefSeq lists its product as uncharacterized. The record is from RefSeq and is a predicted model, not a curated record. The transcript has 5 exons. Lineage: Eukaryota; Choanoflagellata; Craspedida; Salpingoecidae. Bases 349 to 2199 code for a protein of 616 amino acids.
ACCACAAAAAGCAAAGAGGAGCGGAAGCAAAACAGGCAACCAGCCAGGCAGCGGAACGAACGUUGACCGGUGUCACUUGUUUCCACUGCUUGCUUGCUCGCUCGCGACGUCACUUCACGUCAGCACAGCCCGUGCUUCACAACGCUCCAAUAGCGCUGCUACAGAUUCGCAGGUUCGCAGGUUCGCUUCCCCGCCGUCGCCACGCCAUCAUACGUGACCACGUUGCGCAUCGCGUUGGAGCUGCGUCACCUCUCUCCUCCCCCCUCUCUCCGUCUCUGUUUCUUUCCCGGCCACGGCAACAUAGUUUGACGUGCACGCGAUUGAGCACCAAGCACAGUAACGGCGAGCAUGCACCGUGCAGCCACGCUGGCAGAGGUGCGAGCCUUGCUGGCGGCCGACGAGCGCGUCACCUACACCAUCAGCACGAGCCUGGCAUAUCAGCAUCAGCAGCGGCUGGAGCAGGAGCACCACUUCAAAUCGCAGCAGCGCUUUUCAGAGCCGAUCCUCAGGCCCAACGACCGCAACAGCUUUGGUAACGGCAGCAGCUUCCACCCCGCCUCAUCCCAUGACCACCACCAUCAGCAGCACCAUCAGCAGCACCAGCAGCAGGCGAGCUCUGGAACUGGGGAGGGACAGCCGGGGACACGACAGCGCCUCUCGGACGCACCUGCGCCCUCUGCAGAUGCGUUGCCACAAGCCGCCCCGCGUCACGUCCAUGCAGCAACCGUCAGUGCGCCGCGCUCAUCAUCCCCGCUCGCCACGGGCUCGUCAUCGCCGCAGUUGCGGCCCCCACCGUCAUCGGUAGCAGCGCAGCAUUCCCACCACCACCACCACCACCACCACCACCAACAACAACAACAACAACAACAACAACAACAACAACAACAACAACAACAACAACAACAACAACAACAACAACAACAACAACAACAACAACAACAACAACAACAGCAACAGCAACAACAACAGCAUCAUCAGCAUCAUCAACAGCAGCAGCAGCAGCAGCCGGCCCGACUCAAGCACGCGCCACCACCCUACCCAGGAGGGCAAGGGCAGCAGCGUCAACAACAGCAGCAGCAGCGACGGCGCAGCUCACAGCCAACGCUCAGCUUCUCGGACGUCUCGGAGGCCGGGUCGCGUUCGCGCGGGUCUGCGGCAUCGUCGUCGUCCCAUAAUGGCGAUGGUGGGCAGCAGUCCCACGACGAAGGCCAUCUGCGCCCUGGCGAUGGCCACAGCAGCAGCAGCAGCAGCGGCGGCGGCGGCGGCGGGCGAUUUGCUCGUGUGCACGACGCGCGGCAUGCGCGCACGCGCGGGCGGCGGCAGCACGGCAGUUUCACGACGGUGGCCGAGUCGGAGGAGACGACGCUGCCUGCUGUUGAAGUGCGACGCAUCAAAGAAGAGGCCAUCAGCGCGUUCCUCGCCAAGCGGACAGAGGAUGCAGCCGCGUUUGUGACCAGCAGGCUCUCCGACCCUCGUCUUCGUCGCCACAUCCUCUCCCUCGUGCACCGCGCACACAUCCCAAAGCCGGGCGCGCUGGAGCCGUCGCAGGGCAACGCACUCAACGACGAGCAGUUUCGCAAGGACUGCAGCGACCUCGUCGCCUCCAUCAUGGAGAUAUACGAGCGCGACUUUGUGACGCUGUGCCACGGCCACCGUGGCGUUGUGUUUGGCGAUCCCCAUCCGAGUGCCAUUCGCUUUCUCCUCACGGGGAUUGGCCUUGCUAUCCUGUACGAGGCCGUGCCGCCCAAGGCCGACCCGCUGGAGAAGCUAACGCACGAGACGCUUGUCAUCAUUGCGGCGCGGGACACGUGGGUGCGGGCGCUGCAGAUGUACGGUCCCGUGCCCAUGCACCGCCUGCAGCAGCAGAAGCGCGAGGGCGCCAAGCGUUCGCGCACCGUUCGCGUCAACAAGGCAGAGGGCUCCCCUGUGUUGCGAGACCGGUCGCCCUCCGCGUAUCACGUCAUGGCGUCGCAGCAAGAUGUCGCCGUCAGUCGUGCCAUGCAGGAGGCAACAACCUGCCCAGAGUGCCACAGCGAGUUCCCGGAGCCGCCAACACGGCCUGCGCUCUUGCGCUGCUCGCACUGCGGUGUGCAGGUGAUCCGCUACUUUGUCGAUCUCCUCUCAAGCUUCCGCGCUGUGAUGGACCACCAGCCAAACCAGCCAGAUACACCUGGCCGUGCACGCACAGCCUCGUUCUAG